AUGGUUAUCUCCUCCCCCUCCCAGGUGCUGAUUAAGGCUGUGGAUGACAAGAGGACGAGGUCGACCGCCUGCAAAGGAAACUGCCCCAAGUCAGGAAAGAUUGGUACCGUCGAAGACCUGGAGAGGGUCAUCGCAGAUCUAGAUAGAUGCAUAGGAUUUGCAGACAUCCACCGCAUUAUUGCUAGCGACGUUGCUGAUAUACGGUAUGUAGUCCCGUGGCUUCAGCGCGAAAACGUGUUAGGACAAGCAAGUCGACUUCUUUCUUCUUCAGAGUUGGCCGCCUCCUCUUUGUGCACUAGAAAACGGUGUGCCAAGAUGUAUCUUAUAUUAUUCUCUGUCUGCGUGAUGCUGCAUGACAAACGAUUACAGUCCAGUGUCCUUGAAUCUCUAACGACAGUGAGUUUGUGCUUUGACUUACUUAUCGGGGCUCAUGUAAAUCUAUACAGAAUGAGGUCGCUGGAAGAUAGCGGAAGAUUCUCGCCCGAGAUGUCAACUAUCCUUGAGCGGCUAAUGGGGCUGGAUGAAUUUGUGCAUGAAUUUGAUCGUCUUGGGCUCUUUGAAGACUAUCAAGGAAGAGAGACCGAACAUGCCCCUAGAAGGUAUACUCCACCACCAGUCCCAGCAGAGUAUUCGGUAGUGGUUUAUGUUCAUAGAAAUUCCUCCUCUCCAAAUGGGUGUAGUAAUCCUGUCCGGGAGCCUACAAUCAAGAAGGAUAUCCCGACUGAAAAAGAAACUACACCGAUGCCUUUGGCUGAUCAUCCUCCGUUCAACUUUCACUUGCUAAAGACGAAUGCAUUGAGCACAUUCGACUUAGGUGUGUACUCCUUUCUAUCAACACUGCGGUUUCAUAUAUAUCAAGAUCUCCUUCAGCAGACUAACAAAGAGCGCCUCCUAGAGCAGGACAUCCGGCGGUUUCAAAAGCUCUUUAGCCUUCUGGUCUACGUUAACAGGGAUACAAGUAGUAAGGAGGUGUGCGAAUAUUUGGAGCAGCUCUUCGAGACUAUCUCCUCACUCAUCACAUACACACGAAUCUGCAGGUUUAUCUUCGAGGUAGCGGAGUCACAUCAGUUCUCAACAUCGGAGAUACCGAUAUCGUGCCUGACAUCACGUAACGCCAAGACACGUAUCUUAGCGGCAACCAAACCCUCAGUCAAGACCAUCUCUCAAUCCCUACGGAACAUAGCAGCAGCAAUAGCGGCUUGCACCCAGCAGAUGCUUCAGUUUGUAUCCUGGGUCGUACUAGAAAAUCCGUGGCAUGCUGCAGACUACCGCACAGAACAUACUGCUUUGGACGCGGCUUCUAGAGUAUCAUGGUUGUUCCAACGGGCUUAUGAAAAGAUGCUCUCCCUCAUAGAAGAGAUCUUCAUGUGUAGAGCUUGCCUAUGCUUUACGAUAUUCCAGGUUGACGAGGAGUUGGUCAAGAAUCUGACAGAUGACCUUCAGUAUGACUCUACGAUGAUAUCAUACACGCUAGACGACGAAGGACAGCCCCCAAAAGAAGACGGUAUUGAAUACGAAUUGCUCAGAAGCCUGUACUGUACGGGAGAAGACGCGCUUCUGGAGUCGAAGGGAGUUCAUGCUGCCGUAACAAGCAACAUAGACUGCUCAGCUUUAUAUGCCAGGAAAUCGGGAGAGAAGGGCCAGAUUAUCAUCCAGCUCUAUGGCCUACUCCCGCAACUCCUCUAUGGCCUGCUGUACUUGAUGAAUCUGACCAACAUGAUGCUCCCGGGGUCGAAUCCUUCACGGGUUAACUCUGUUAUCCAACUCAUAGAGCCAACUGGGCUUAUAAUUACAACAAUUUUCAGCGUGCUACAGCAAAACAACAAGUCCUUCUGCAGAGCGCAGUUGGGAGGGAUAUCCUUGUUCCUUAAGAGAUUUUCGCAAGCUAUCGAAGCCGUCCUGUCCGCUGUCCAUACAGCAUCACGAUCUAUCUAUAAAAGAAUCCGGACCUCCCAAAAUAACCUCAAUGACAAUACCCGUAUGGAGGCAUACACUGCCAUCAUAAACACUGCGUUCAGGGUGCUACAGAAUAUGUUCGAGGCUGGCGUUGUCGUGCUUGACCAAAAGCUUCUUGUAACGGGGAUCCGAUAUGUAACUUCAUUUGUAUCUCCCAAAUCGUUCUGUGAUGCUUGCCGCAUUUUAGUGCACCUUCUUCCAUACAAGGAAAUGCGAGAGUUUGCCGAGUGCUACACAUUAGAUGGAAAAUCUGUUGGAGAAUAUUUAAUCGAGCGGACCAGGCCUACAAUAGCAGAUUCUGCUUGUCUAAACUCUCUCGACGCCUUGCUUUUUCUCAUCAACAAUAGGUAA
Giardia duodenalis is the source of this 2307-nucleotide messenger RNA. RefSeq lists its product as uncharacterized. The transcript has a single exon. Lineage: Eukaryota; Fornicata; Diplomonadida; Hexamitidae. The coding region runs from base 1 to 2307 and encodes 768 amino acids. The record is from RefSeq and is a predicted model, not a curated record.